Didymodactylos carnosus is the source of this 993-nucleotide messenger RNA. Lineage: Eukaryota; Metazoa; Rotifera; Eurotatoria; Philodinida; Philodinidae. The record is from the annotation of a GenBank genome assembly.
AUGAAUAUAAGUCGGCAAUUGUUAUCUAAAACGGGCACUAUGCUUUUCUCGACAUCUAAAUCAAUGUUUCUUUCCUCCUUCAAUCAAUUUGAUCUAACAAUUUUAUCCAAAGUGGACAAUUAUCCAUUAACAGCAACUGUUUUUGAACCAAAUAAAUCUUCUAUAUGUGCUGUGAUUUCUAUGGCUACUGGUGUCAAUCGUAAAUAUUAUUAUUCAUUUGCUCAAUAUUUAUGUGAACAACAUCAAAUAUUAACAGUCUGUUAUGAUUAUCGAGGUGUUGGUGAUUCAAAAACAAAUUCGAAUCAACCACCACGCGGUGCUGAUUGGAAUAUUGUCGAUUGGGCAAGAAAAGAUUGUGCAAGUAUUCUAUCAUACUGUUUAGAUAAAUAUUCAUCGCACGAUGUGGUUACAGUUGGUCAUAGUUUUGGUGGAAAUAUUCAUGCACUAAUGUAUUCAGAAAUAAAUAGGCGAAUAAAACGUGUUUUAACUAUUUCAUCAACAAAUUCGUAUCUAGGUUAUCAUAAGAAAAAUUUAGAAUUUUUGAUGACUCUGUUUUUAUUAUAUGUCUUUCGAGAAUUUUCAGCAUUUUUCUAUAAUUAUUAUGCAAUCAAAACUGUUUUUAAACGGGGAGAAAAUAUGCCCACAAAUAUUAUUCGUCAAUGGGCACAUUUUUGUAAACAUAAACAAUGUUUUGUUGAUAAACAAGGAAAUUUAUUAUUUCCAGAAGCUUAUGAAAGUUUACAGUGUCCAAUAUUAGCAAUUAGUUUUGAAAAUGAUCGAUUUUAUAAGAGAGAAGCAUUCCAACAAUUUCAUGAACAAUUUCCUAAUUGCAAAAUAACAUAUCGACAUUAUAAAGAAAAAUAUAGAUAUGGACAUUUCAACUUUUUCAGAAAAUCUAAAAUUGAUCAACAGUUAUGGAAUGAAUGUGCACAGUUUUUGAAAGAUGGAACGAUACCACCAGAAGAAGAGAUACCACAGAUUAAAUCAAAGUAG